Molecule: messenger RNA, 1032 nt
Organism: Eimeria maxima
Lineage: Eukaryota; Apicomplexa; Conoidasida; Eucoccidiorida; Eimeriidae
Product: ribonuclease hi large subunit, putative
Exons: 9
Coding region: 1-1032 (343 amino acids)
Biological process (GO): DNA replication, removal of RNA primer; mismatch repair
Cellular component (GO): ribonuclease H2 complex
Molecular function (GO): RNA-DNA hybrid ribonuclease activity; RNA binding
Source: RefSeq, a predicted model, not a curated record
AUGUUUGAGCCGAAAUUCGACUCCAAUUUCAAUCAAUGCGAAGGCAAGAAUGUCCUUUUGGGUAUUGAUGAGGCCGGACGCGGGUGUGUCCUGGGCGCGAUGGUGUACGCCUGCUUUUACUGUCCAGCUGAUGCUGUCCCUACACUCAAAGCUAUGAGGGUUGACGACUCCAAAAGACUCACUGAAGAGCAGCGGGAGGCGGCCUUUGCUUCCUUUAUGGAGCAAAAGGACACUUUCGGGUGGAGGAUUCAUUCGAUUUCCCCUCAGGAGAUCAGCGCUAAAAUGUUGCGCAGGCGAAAAAUCAGCCUUAACGACAUCUCCCACGACGCGGCUGCGGGCUUGAUAGCGGCAGUUUGCUCGGCGGGUGUUCACGUUUCUGAGGUGUACGUAGACACCGUAGGGAAAGCGGAGGCCUACCAAGCGAAGCUACAGCACCAGUUCCCGUCUUUAAAAAUAACAGUAAGAGAAAAAGCUGAUUCGCUCUUUCCUGUUGUAAGCGCAGCUUCCAUUUUAGCUAAAGUAACUCGGGACAGAGCGCUGCGUCUGUGGCCCUCGCCUGCGAGGCCCAACAAGAGGUUCCGCGUACUGCAACAGGAGGCGCUGCAGCAGCAGCAUCAGCAGCGAAAGGGGCAGCCCAAGCGAGCCACUGCUGAAACAGCAGCAGCAGGAUCAGAGGCAUCGGAGGAAGAAACAGCAGUAGAGAAGGAGACAGUCUACGGCAGCGGCUAUCCCGGAGAUCGCGUGACCAUUGGUUUCCUAAAAGACCACAUGGACCUAGUCUUUGGCUUUCCUGAGAUUGUCCGUUGGAGCUGGCAGACAGCUAAGGAGUUGUUCGAGAAAGAUGGAAUACCCACAGAAUGGUACGACGACGUAGAGGAGGAGGAGGAAAAACCAGCAGAAUCGACUCAAGGGAAGCAAAGCAGAAUUACGAGCUUUUUCCAGCCAAAGCCAAAGACUGGUGCUACCAUAGACAGGCCCAAGUUCUUCGUUAGAAAUCGACUGGAGCUUAUUACCUCUGCUUCUCGCAUUUAA